AUGGUAUACCAUCUUCAGACCACCCGUCGCAUGAAAUUGGGUAUUGCAACAACCUUUGCACUUGGCGGUGUUGGGUUGAUCGCAUCUAUCCUUCGGUUUUACUUCUUUUUCAUCUCAAAUGCGCAGGUCGACGGAACAUGGAACGCUUCCUCCUUCAUUAUGUGGUAUGUCGUGGAGUGCGGCACCUAUCAAGUUGCGGCCUGUUUCCCUCUCUAUCGCCCACUUGUGAAGUUUAUUGGGCGUAAAAUGCACAUGGUAUCGAAAGGUGAUAGCCGCGAUUUUUCUGAUGAUACGAUUGGCUCAAAGGCAACCUGCUCACGUGGAACGGAUGAGCUGAAAUUUGGGGGAAGAUUCCAUGGAAUGAGAGGAAAUAAUUCGUCUCUGGAUGAGGAAGAUGAUCUCGGCCUUGUGUCCGUUGGCGAUCGGCGAUCUGAUUUGAGUCAAACAACUACCAUUCAAGUAGAUCGUAGCUUCUCUGUCCGCUAG
Molecule: messenger RNA, 486 nt
Organism: Penicillium angulare
Lineage: Eukaryota; Fungi; Ascomycota; Eurotiomycetes; Eurotiales; Aspergillaceae
Exons: 1
Coding region: 1-486 (161 amino acids)
Source: RefSeq, a predicted model, not a curated record